AUGGAGCAACGCAAACGACACCAGCUUCGAUACACCAACGGACAACGGAAGGCCCUCCUCCAAGAGUUUCACGAAGCCAACGAAACAAGCGAGCAAAAGUUCUGCCGCGACAAGCAUCUUGCCUACUCGACAUGGCAAGGGUGGCGACUGAAGGAAGACAAGAUCAUGUCGAACAAGAGGCACAACCGCCUUGCCGCAUUGGGCGGCCAAGGGCACACGACACUCAUACCGUUCAAGGACGAGCUGCUCGCAUACAUGCGCGAUCGCCGCGGCACCGAGCGAUACAUCCGAGCAUUCCACCUCAUGCAGUGGGUCAAGAGGAACAAGCGAGAAUGGCUCACGGCGGUGGCGUACAAAUCGUUUCGUUGCCUACUCCUGCGCUUCGCAUACCGCAACCGCUUUCGUCAUCGAAUUCCAUGCAUCAGCAAGGCCACUCAACAAGUCUUGGACGAGGUGUGGCUUGGCUACGCCGCUACGUUUUGGAACAAGUGCGGUCACUACGACAAAAAACACAUCCUGAACAUCGACGAGACAUCUGUCUGUUUUGACAUGCCUCCGGGAAAGAUAUUGGCUGAAAUCGGUCAGUCGAGCAAGGUGUCAGAUGGCGAGAAGCACUCGUGCCCUUUGUUGUGCACCAUACCACCAGCUCCCACAACAGAGUCAUUAUAA
Molecule: messenger RNA, 669 nt
Organism: Aphanomyces astaci
Lineage: Eukaryota; Oomycota; Saprolegniomycetes; Saprolegniales; Verrucalvaceae
Exons: 2
Coding region: 1-669 (222 amino acids)
Source: RefSeq, a predicted model, not a curated record